Messenger RNA from Ipomoea triloba (trilobed morning glory), 687 nucleotides. RefSeq lists its product as uncharacterized. The transcript has a single exon. The coding region runs from base 1 to 687 and encodes 228 amino acids. The record is from RefSeq and is a predicted model, not a curated record. NCBI's taxonomy places the organism in Eukaryota, Viridiplantae, Streptophyta, Magnoliopsida, Solanales, Convolvulaceae.
AUGGGUGAAAAGAAUGCAGCAGUGCAUUUGGAAAUUGUGAAAGAUAUAAAGCAGGAUCUGGAUGAACACAAUGUGUUGGUGAAAUCAUUUCGCUGUGCCAAGGGUCAUAUUGACUCAAAUUCAGGAGUAGAUUUCAAAAUGAGGUUAAUUGGUAAGCGAAAUGGUUAUGCAAGGACAUACAACCUACCAUCGGUGUCAGAGGUUGCUGCUCUUAUCGUGGGUGACAUUGAUCCAACUAUGGGUUCCAGGGAUAUUUUGGUUGAGACUAAUUCAGGUGGUCUAAAGAGGAUAAAUGAGCUUAACCCUGCUUACCUUCCUUUGCAAUAUCCGAUUCUUUUCCCGUAUGGUGAAGAGGGCUAUAGAGAGGAUAUCCUAUUCAAUGCAGUUCGAAUCAAGCAAAGUGGGGGUCGAUGUCGUGUAUCGCAGCGUGAGUUCUUCGCUUACAGGAUACAUGAGAGGUUUAACGAUUUGUCCACAAUCCUAUAUGCACGGAGACUUUUCCAACAAUUCCUGGUAGAUGCCUACACAAUGAUUGAGUCCAGCAGGCUUAUGUAUAUUAGAAAUAAUCAAAAGACCUUGAGAUGUGAAGCAUACAAAGGCCUUUCAGAUGCGUUGACCAGAGGAGAAGUUGAUACUAGCAAACAAUGCAGGCUCCUUAGGUCACCUUCCCUCCAUGCAAGCCCGUAA